This is a messenger RNA of Trypanosoma rangeli, 463 nucleotides long. RefSeq lists its product as uncharacterized. NCBI's taxonomy places the organism in Eukaryota, Euglenozoa, Kinetoplastea, Trypanosomatida, Trypanosomatidae. The transcript has a single exon. The record is from RefSeq and is a predicted model, not a curated record. The annotation marks the transcript as partial.
UCCACGCCCAGUUGCCGGUGCACCGGGGCACACGCAGGUGGAAUCCCAGUCAGAGGCCGCACAUGCGCCAUCCGCUAAAAGUACCGUUGAACCCUCUCCAUUAACUCACUCUGCGAGUGGUGGUGGUACUGUCGUUCUUCAACCUGAAGGGUCCUCCACGACGGAUUCCAGCGCCACACAACUGCCUGACACUGUCACGCAACAACAAGACGAUGAACACCAACAUGUAAACGAUUCUGGCAGUGAGGGGGCGGCAAAAACGGUGGAGGCGGCCAGCGAAGGCAAUACAGCGACUGUGGCAGCUGACAGAGCGGGAGGAUCGACAACACCGCCAGCCACCACCAGUCAUGCAACGAAGGCGACGCAUGGCGGCAGUGACGGCAGCACCGCGGCCUCGCACUGCACCUCUCCUCUCGUGCUUCUUCUCUUUGUGUUGGGGUCUGCUGCGAUGGUGGCAGCGUGA